Messenger RNA from Capronia epimyces CBS 606.96, 1713 nucleotides. RefSeq lists its product as uncharacterized. Gene Ontology annotation, molecular function: nucleobase transmembrane transporter activity. The coding region runs from base 1 to 1713 and encodes 570 amino acids. The record is from RefSeq and is a predicted model, not a curated record. Gene Ontology annotation, biological process: transmembrane transport; nucleobase transport. Gene Ontology annotation, cellular component: plasma membrane. The transcript has 10 exons. Lineage: Eukaryota; Fungi; Ascomycota; Eurotiomycetes; Chaetothyriales; Herpotrichiellaceae.
AUGAAUCCGAGACUCUUCAUCAUCCAAGUAGCUGAAAAGGGCAAAAUCAAGCACGAAUAUGGCGAUGGCGAAAACGCGCAGAACAGCAAAUAUCUCUGGAGCCCUGAUCUGGCGCCCGUUGAACCUGCGCGACGGACAUGGGGAUGGUACAAUUUCAUGAAUCUCUGGAUUUCCGCCUCAUUCAACGUCAACACAUGGCAGCUUGCCGGCAGCUACGUCGCCAGUGGUCUGGCUUGGUGGCAGGGAUGGCUCUGCAUAUGGGCAGGAUACAUUCUCACCGGACUAUUCGUCUCCCUCGGUGGUCGCAUGGGAGCCAUGUACCACAUCCCCUUUCCUGUGGCGAUCCGCUCGUCUUUUGGUAUCUAUGGCUCGGUUUGGCCUGUGCUCAACCGCAUCGUCCUGGCCAUCAUCUGGUACUCUGUCCAGAGUUGGAUUGGGGGACAGUGCCUUUACCUCAUGCUUUGCGCCGUUUGGCCUUCGACCGCUCGGAUUCCAAACGGUCUCCCAGAAUCUGCGCAGACAAGCACCAAGUACAUGAUGUGCUUUUUUUUGUUUUGGCUCUUUCAACUUGUCGGGAUCUACUUCCCUCUGCAUAAAGUGAGACAUCUAUACACCAUCAAGGCCGUGACAGCUCCCAUCGGAGGCGUCGCAUUUGCUGCAUGGGUUGCAGUCAAAGCCGGUAGUGGUGCCGGUCCAGUCAUGAGCCAAAGCAGCUCUCUCAAGGGGAGUGCCUUGACUUGGACAGUGAUUCAGGCAAUCAUAUCAUCCCUGGACAAUUUCAGCACUUUCAUUUUGAAUGACUCGGAUUUUACUCGAUUCGCAAAGAGGCCAUCUAACGCGCUCUGGUCGCAACUGUUCACCGUUCCUCUUACUUUCUCUAUCACUUCCUUGGUCGGCUUGAUUGUUUCUAGCUGUAGCGCCACGCUGUACGGCUCACCACUCUGGAACCCUCUUGAUGUCUUGGAGCGGUUUGUGACAGAAAACCCAACGAGCAGUGAUAGGGCAGGAGUCUUCUUUUUGGCUCUGAUCUUUGCCUAUGCCCAGGCCAUGACCAACCUGACAGGUGCCAAUUCCGCCGGCAGUGAUUUCACAGCGCUUCUCCCUCGUUAUCUCAACAUUCGGCGUGGCGGAUAUGCCGCUGCAACGCUGUGUUGGGCCUGUAUGCCUUGGAAAUUACUGUCAAGCAGCAACAACUUCUUAGCAUACGUCGGGGCGUACAGCGUCUUUCUUUCUGCCUUUGUGGGGCCAUACUUCUGCGACUACUACAUAAUCCGACGUGGCCAUCUUUCGGUCGUCCAGCUCUACUCGAAUAAGUCUUCGGAUCUUUACUGGGGUUUGGGUGGUUUCGGCAUCAACGCCUACGUGGCAUAUCUAGCUGGAUUGAUCUUCAACAUCGUCGGUGUUGCUGGAGCGAUGGGUGCAAAGGUACCAAUUGGCGCUUGGUACUUGUAUCAAUUCAACUUCCUCACGGGUGUUCUGGUGAGUGGAGUAGCUUACUACCUGAUGUGCGUUUUCGGACCCUUCAAGGUCCAUCACAGUGAGGGCUGGAACGAGACUGGAGAUGCCGAGCUCGUCUCAUCAAUUAUGAUCCACAGUGUGGAAGAGUCGGCCGGGGGAAUUAUGAUCCACGGUGUGGAAGAGUCGGCCGGGGGUUUCUCCGAGGAGGUCAAGGAGGACAGCAAGAUGCCCGUAAUCGAGGCUUUCAAGAGUUGA